AUGGGUAGAGGUUCCGACAGGCCGGUGACCUUCGUCUUCGAUGGAUAUCAGGGGUCGAACAUUCUCAACAAGUCGACCAUCAACGCACACGUUGCGCGACAGGCACAUCAACGGCGGCGGGAGAAGGACGAGGCACUGAAGAACAAAGGACGAAGCGGUGGCGCUGGCGGUGGUGUCGAGAAUGAGAAAAGACAGGCACAGAAACAACGGCACCAGCAACAACCGUCUUCGACGGGAACAGCCCCGCGUACCGAGGACUACGACAGCGGGUAUGAGAGCGGCCUCCUCACUCCGGUGAUCCUGGCGGGAAACUCUGAUCCCUUCUCGUCCAAAACCAUCGCCGUCACGCCCGAAGUCCACCGUCUCCUGGUCUUCACGCGGGACUUCAUCCUGCCUGCCGUCCACGCCAACGAGGCGUCGGUCGUGGGCGGGCGACACCACAUCGAUCGGUUCUGGAUGGACAGCGUGCGCGCACUCGACGACGGCGGCGUGGCCGGCUACGCGUACCUCGCGCGGUCCGCGGCGAUCCUGUCGACCCUCACGGCCCACAAUCGCUCGAGCGUCGUCAUGGCGUUGCAGUACCUCGGCAAAGCGACGAACAAUCUGAGAAAAUCCAUGGCGAAGAGGAGCCGGCCGGACGCGCAGCCCGACGCGUGGAGCGUUUAUGCGCUGUUUUGUGCCGAGAUCGCCGCCGGGAACCUCGAGGGCGCGAGGGUCCAUGGGCUGAUGCUGCGGCGCCUUCUCCAGCCCGACGGCGGACGGACCUUUGACGGCGAGCGACGGCUCCUGAUGGUCGUCUUGCAGCAGGACAUUACGCGGGCGUGCCUUUCCCUGACGAGGCCGUCGUUCGACCUGCUCCGCUGGGCCGAAGAAAACCUCCCGGCCAGGAUCACCGACGACCUGAGCAGGGAAGGGGGGGAUGGUGUCUGUCACCCAUCGGCAUUCCCCUUCUCUACCGCGAACCUGUCCCCUUCGUUGUCCCCGACCCUGCGCGCCGUCUUCGUGGGUGUUCGUGAGUGGCUCGACGCCCUGGGCAUGAUCAUGCUCAACCGCGACCUGUUCAACCUGGCCAUCCUGAUCAAUGGCGCCAUGAGGAUCAUGGUCCUCGAGGGCUGCCUGCUCAACAACUACCUGGACUGCAUGGAAGACUGGGAACUCGGCCACUCGCCCGCCGCACUGGCCGAGGCCUGCCUAAGCCUCGCCGCGUUGUACUGGGUGCGUCGGGCCGCGCACGAGCGCAUGGACGCGGGCUCCAAGCUCGAGGAGGCCGGGUCGUGGGCUUUUGACAUGAGCCGCAUCGUCUCGAUCACCCUGCGCGACCUCGACGCCAGGAUCCUCCAGAUGGAAACGUCUUCUUCCACACUUCCGGCCGGGACGCAGGUGCGGACCGCUGAGGACAGGCUGUGGUGUCUGUACGUGGGGACCGUCGCCGAGUGUAACGUCCGCUCGCAGAGUCAGAAGUGGAGACAGAAGCAGAGCAAGAGCCAGAAACAGGACCGCCGUCCAGCUGUCACCACCACCACCGCCACCGCCGAACGCGACGGGAAUCUCGGGUGCGAGAGCGAAUGCAAUUACCACGGCCCGCGGCUCACACAGCUCGCCACCAACGAGAUGCACCUGUCGACGUGGUCCGAGAUCGAGGCCGUCGCGCAGCGGUACCUGUACGUCGACAUGAUCAGCCACAAGACGAAGAAAUGGUAUGCGAAUGAAACGUCAAGGCCCGUGGGCUUUCCUCCCUGA
This is a messenger RNA of Fonsecaea monophora, 1740 nucleotides long. RefSeq lists its product as hypothetical. The transcript has a single exon. The record is from RefSeq and is a predicted model, not a curated record. Bases 1 to 1740 code for a protein of 579 amino acids. Lineage: Eukaryota; Fungi; Ascomycota; Eurotiomycetes; Chaetothyriales; Herpotrichiellaceae.